This is a messenger RNA of Ipomoea triloba (trilobed morning glory), 3280 nucleotides long. Its product is annotated as SCARECROW-LIKE protein 7-like. Gene Ontology annotation, molecular function: DNA-binding transcription factor activity; sequence-specific DNA binding. Lineage: Eukaryota; Viridiplantae; Streptophyta; Magnoliopsida; Solanales; Convolvulaceae. The transcript is spliced from 4 exons. The record is from RefSeq and is a predicted model, not a curated record. Gene Ontology annotation, biological process: regulation of DNA-templated transcription. Bases 958 to 2796 code for a protein of 612 amino acids. Gene Ontology annotation, cellular component: nucleus.
UUUUUGUGUAGCUUCCUUCUUCCCCGUCUCUCUUCUCUCUAUCCCCAAAAGCAACGAGUUGCAGAUAUAUCCACACAUUAAUUUUCUCAGGCGACUCUAUUUUCAGCUCUUCUUCUCAACUCACAGUGGUGUUUCAUGGACAAUGAUGGUGGAAAUUCAUGAAGGAUUUGGAGUACUCCAUACACUGUAUUGAAGGAGCAAUAUUGAUGUAUAACCCUUAAACACCCUCUGGAUUUCAUUUGUUGUUUUCUUAGUACAAUUGUGUUGUUCAGUGAUAUGAAACUUUAUACAACCUACUCAACUUUAUUCAAAAAGAAAGGAGGAAAGACAUUGGAUCGAGCCAUGGUAGGUAGCCGCAAUGUGGGUAUUACACCUAUUGUGGUAGACUUCUUGUGAGUACCCGGCAUUGUUUCUCAGAUGAGCUGUCACCGUGAUUUAUCCCUGCACUAUCCUGUCGAGCCAGCGGCUGCAUAUACCUCUCCUUCAACCACUUACCCCAUGAGAUCCUCAAAGAAAGACUUCCUGGUGCUUCUCAAACUGCUAGUUUUGCUGGUAAUCCUGGUAUUGUUGUUACAAAGGUGCCAACACUUUGGUGUGUGUAUAUUCUUUGAAGUGAAGAUAUUCUCCACUUUAUCAACUCUUUCUCUGAAGUUGUGACUAUUAAAUGGAAUGAUCCCAAUGCUCUUGUUCCCAGCCUGAUAAGCAACCUGCACAUCAAUUCCUGGCACCAAUCGGCUCAGUCUAAAUUCUCUUCUUGACAUUAUUGUGUUUGGUCAGAUAUGUGACUGUUUCCCCUUAUUGCUAUAUAGAUGCAGCUUUCUAAAUUCUACUAUAUUGUGACUUCCAUUAUAAGCUGAUUAUGCAUUCUAUUUAGCAUCUCCUCACGUAUUCCUUUGUGUUGUCCACAGGCUGUCAACUGAUUGACAAAACACGAGACCUCCCGUGAUCUUAAGCUGAAUGAUCGAAAGUUUGACAUGGUCUCUGGGAAGCAAAAAAGAUUGGGUUUGGAUAAUACUCGAAAUGGCUUAUAUGUGCACUGACAGUGGAAAUCUAAUGGCGAUUGCCCAACAAGUGAUCCAGCAGAAGCAGCAGCAGCAGCAAGAGCAACAGCAACAGCAGCAGAAAGAGCAGCAGCAGUUGUUAGGCCUCAACUCAUUCUGCCUCAAUCCAUGGUCCGCCGCCGGAUUCAAUGGCGGUUUCGCCGCCCACGCUUUUGCCGAUCCGUUUCAGGUUCCCGCCGCCGUUGAGUCCGGGUUUCAGUUCCCCAGCUUGGAUAACCAGUUGGGGGCGUUUCGGUUCCCGGAUUUUGGGGGCGGAGGGGGUGAGUUUGACUCGGAUGAGUGGAUGGAGGGGUUGAUGGACGGUGGAGAUUCCACCGCGAGUUCAAAUCUUCAUUCGGGUUGCGACACCUGGCACAACAACUCGGAUUUCGCCGCUCUAUACUCUGCCGAUCCGUUUUCUGCUUGUCCGAGUCGACUCCGUAUCGCCUCGUCUUCUCCUUCAGCCCUCAAUUCCAUUAUUUUCACCGACAAUCAGAAGAAUCAGAAUCACGCGCCUCCACCGCCUCAGACCUUGCCGUGGUUCCCAACGCCUCCGCCGCCGUCCGCUAAGGACUCCAAGCAAACGGCGCAGAGAAACGACGUCGUUGCAGAAGGUAGUUCUCCGGAGAGUUUAUCUUCGAAGCCAUUACUGAAAGCCUUGGUAGACUUUGCUAGACUCGCCGAUUCGCAGCCAGAGAAUGCCGUGAAAUCACUGAUACGAAUCAGAGACUCCGUUUCCCAGCUCGGAGACCCGACGGAGCGAGUCGCGUACUAUUUCUCCGAAGCUCUUUACAAUCGCCUCUCAAACUCGCCGGAAAAGCGGCCGGCGAACUUCGAAGCAUGCUCAGAAGAGCUCACGCUGUCAUACAAAGCCCUCAACGACGCAUGUCCGUACUCCAAAUUCGCUCAUCUAACUGCAAAUCAAGCGAUUCUCGAAGCUACUGAGAAAGCCUCGAAGAUUCAUAUAAUCGAUUUCGGUAUUGUUCAGGGAAUCCAAUGGGCCGCUCUUUUACAGGCUUUGGCUACCAGGUCCGGCGGUAAACCUGAGAGCAUCCGGAUCUCCGGCAUUCCCUCGCCGGUGCUCGGAAACUCCCCGGCGGCGUCACUGUUGGCAACCGGUAACCGCUUGCGCGAUUUCGCGAAAGUUCUGGAUCUGAAUUUCGAGUUUGAACCGGUAUUGGCUCCAAUCCACUCCCUAAACGGGUCCAGUUUCCGGGUCGACCCGGGUGAAAUUCUAGCCGUUAACUUCAUGCUCCAGCUGUACAAUUUGCUGGACGAGACAACGGCUACCGUUGGAACCGCACUCAAGCUAGCCAACUCACUAAACCCUAGCAUUGUAACUCUGGGAGAAUACGAAAUGAGCCUGAACCGGGUCGGGUUUAUGAAGAGAUUCGAAAACGCCCUCAAAUACUACUCCGCCAUAUUCGAGUCUCUGGAUCCGAACAUGACCCGAGAUUCGCCAGAGAGGGUGAAGGUCGAAAGCCUGUUACUUGGCCGGAGAAUCGCGGAAUUGGUGAGGCCUGAGGAACAGGGGGCCAAAACAGAGUGUGUGGAAGACAAAGAUCACUGGAGAAUUCUGAUGGAAAGUUCUGGGUUUAAGGCUGUAGCCAUCAGCCAUUACGCCCAUAGUCAAGCAAAAAUUCUUCUAUGGAACUAUAACUACAGUUCUUCAUACAGUCUGAUUGAUUCUCCCCCAGGUUUCCUCUCCUUAGCUUGGAAUGAUGAGCCUCUCCUCACUGUUUCCUCGUGGCAUUGAUUGAAUUUUAAUAUCUCGAAUUUGGCAGACCUCCACUCCCUGGCAUUUUUACUAUGUGGUGUGGAUUAAGCCAGACUCGAAUUAUGUAUACAGCUAAGUUUAAUUGGCUCUUUUCAAGCUUGAUUAUCAGUUAGGAAGCUUGUUCUUUUAAAUCUUCAAGUUCAGAUUAAGCAAUAUGAUAAACAAAUUAGGGAAGAUUGAGCAAUGUGAUAAUUUUUGAAGCUCUCUUUUGAGUUCUUACAACCAACCCAAGAUAUGAAUUUGACAGUUUACCAAAGUCCUGUGUUAAUAUGUGUGAGGUUUCUUUAUUUUGGUUUUUAGGUAUGUGAGUAGUAGGUUUUCUUUUUGGCACUUUUUCUUGUGGGCAGGUUUGUUGUUGGGAGGAGUUGAAAAAAAUAGAUGGAAAUGGGAGAGAACCAACUGUGAUUAAGCAAGUGGGUAACUGUGAUUUGUCAUGGAUAAUGACAAUUGUGGAUUUCAACUU